This is a messenger RNA of Maylandia zebra (zebra mbuna), 3659 nucleotides long. Its product is annotated as troponin I, fast skeletal muscle-like. Lineage: Eukaryota; Metazoa; Chordata; Actinopteri; Cichliformes; Cichlidae. The record is from RefSeq and is a predicted model, not a curated record. Gene Ontology annotation, biological process: skeletal muscle contraction; cardiac muscle contraction. Gene Ontology annotation, cellular component: troponin complex.
AACCAUUAGAUCUCUGACAUGACCUGUUACCAUAAACUGUAAAUAUCAAAAGAUGGACAGACACCAUUACAUCACUUAGUGGUUUGUAAAGUCCUGUUGGGAAGCUGGUUGUCAGUCUGAUAACUGACACUGAUGUGGCCAAUGAGCAUAUUCUGGACAAUUAUCUUUUCUGUCUCUUAUAAUGAGAUAAUUUAUAAAAUGGACCUAAAGUUUCAUUCAUUAUAACCUAAAACUAGUCUGGAAACUUGUCAGACCCACAAGUUACAUCUCUUAUUCUGUCUGCCAACAUGUUUCCUGUAAUACACUUUCAUUUAUUAAUUAAUUUCAUCCAUUUAUUAUUUUGCCUAGUUGCUUUGUGAAUGUAACAGUUGAUUGUUGUCUGCAAGUGCAAAUAUUUGAAGACCCCCCCCCACAUGUAGCUUCCAUGUGAAGCGCCUUAAACAGGUUGCGAACCCCCUCCAGACCUUUGCUAAUGAGACUGGGGGCUCAGUUGCUCAUGUUUAAAGUAACAUUAUGCUCUUUAUGAAAGUUAUGGACCCCGUCAGUGGACAGCAGUAUAAAAAUGGUUUCUUAAUCGCAUCUCUCAGUUGUGACGUCUGGUUUUAAAAAGAUAGGAGGGCGAGCCAUCAAAAACUGGACUUUGGGAGCUGGUUUGUAACAUUGCGAUGUCUUUAUCCAUAGUUCUUAUAGAGCCUGUGGGAAAUAACUAAUUUGAGAAGGCUUGCAUUUGCCUGACAGCCUAUAAUGGAUCAAAUAAGGCACAAGGCCAGUGUAGAGGAAUAAUUGUGCUUCCUACGUUGGAGAACUGUAACAGUACUAAAUCACUUCAUGUUUCUAAAACAAGAUGUGAUGUACUUUUACCGUCUUUUUGCUGUCACAUUAACUAGAAAAGCUUCAUGCUCAUCUUGUUCCCAGUUUUCCUGAGUUUGUAAAACACUGGAGGUUAAUUUUAUUUAACUAUUUUAUUGCACUAAGAUACUAACUGAGCUAUUUUUUACCUGUACACUUUAAAAAUGAUAGUAAUGUGAUGUUUUAUAAAAAGUUGCCUAAUUUGAAUUUAUGGAAGAAACAACAUUGAAUUAUGAUGCUUAAAGCCGUUGGCUUGCUUGUGGAAAAAGCUGAAAUAGUAAUAUUUAGAAGGUGAGUAAUAACUGCAUAUAUUUAAUUAGCUGACUUCCAAAACCUGAAUCCUAAAUGUUUUUGUCAUAAAUGAAGAAGUCUGGCUUAUUUUCCACAGAGCAGAAAAGGUGAGCGUUUAAAUCGCAUUUUACUAUUUUUAGAUUUUAAGCUUUUUUCCCCCCAAAUCACUUGAUUUUCUUUCCUUUCUUUGCAGAUUCGAUCACUUAGAUGUGACACAGCAUGCUUUUCCACAAAGGUACGCUGAAGUCAAAAAUAUCCAUAAAUUUAAAAGUCUUCAUGUAGUUUGAUGGUAGUAAAAUAAACAAAUAAAAUGUUAGUCAUGCAGAUGCCACUGGGAGUACUGGUUUCAACUUUCAGCUGAAACCUGGAGGUGCAGGUGGUCCCAGUCCUGUACAGACACGUGUGGCAUUUUGUUAAAUCGUUACCAGAUUUCACAGCUUAAAUCCAUCCUCUCAUGUCUGUCACUCCUGGCAGCAGGAAGCAAAACACUGUGAUACUUAGAGUAUGAUCACAGAGCAGAAGACCCCGUGUAUGAAAACUGCAAUAAUUUUACUCCUUCGAUGGAGCAAUUAGGAAAAAGACAGAAAGAAAGAAAGCUUCAGAGUCACUAGUUCAAUGAAAAAUGCUUGAUUCACUCCCUCCAGAAAGCUUUUAUUUAGACAUAACUAAUAAUGCAUUGGACUCCUUGUUAUUUUAGCCAUAUUCCCAGUCUUUCACAUUAUUGUGUGGAAAGUUUGGCCCACUGGUCUUUACAGGGUAAAAAGGUAGACAAACAUAAAUCCCCCUCUGUGUGAAUAGUUGAUAUGCUGUGUUUGGUUUUCUCCAAAUGUGCUGCUGUGCUUUAUGACCAAGCAUCUCCACUUUGGUCCUGUUUUGCUCCAGAAGUCUUGAGUCUUUUUCGAGAGAAGAGGCUUCCUCCCAGCAACCUUUCCAAACAAGCCAUAAACUUUGACAUUUAACAUGUUAACUGAGGCCUGCAGAGACUGAGCUGGACCUCUAGGGUUUUUUUUUCCACAGUUUCUGACCUUGGGGUGAAUUUGCUGGCAUGUCCACUCCUGACAUGAUUGUGUUAUUGUGUUAACACACACCUGAAAGCUCCACACCUGCAAACUGCCAAACUUCUGCUUUUGCAGAGGUGCAGAUAGUUGGUGAUGAUCAGUUAAUCAAGUGCAUUUAACUAACAGCACCUGGCUGAUAAGUACUCUCUUAUUUCCUAAUGAAGGAGUAAGGGUGGAUUUAGUUUUUCACAGGACUAAAAAGAAUCCUGUGGAAAAUUUCUCUUUCACACCACUGUGUAGGUUUCUCCUGUCAUUUUGUUUCACGGUUACACUUGGAGAUUGGAUUUUAUUAAUCCACUUUUCUCCUCCACUUGACAACAAUGUCUUGUGCAUUUGGCAUCUCACUGCUCAGUGUUACCGCAGGUUAUAUUUGACCUCUGCUGACGGCUGCAUCAUAUCCUCAGAUAACAGCUGCCUCUCCACUUAGAUUCACACCAGCCAGAAUUAGAAACGAGAGAACAGACAAGGAGAGGAGCAUUUACAGUCUCCUCCAUGCUGACCUGCAGUAACCCAUAGAAAAGUGCUGCUCACAGUACAUCCUUCUUCUCACCUUCAGGAAGGGAACCAUAAUCUCUGUCAUACUCAGAGGCCUGAACAUGAAUAAGUGUCUUCAGGACUUAGAGGGUGUGAAGAUCACAAACAGCCAAAAUGACUGAGGGAAAGAAAAUGACGUCCAGCCGCAGGCAUCAUCUGAAGAGUUUGAUGCUGCACAUCGCCGCCAACUGGCUCGAGCAGGAGAAGACAGACAUCGCAGCAGCGAAGGAGGCCUACUUGGCUGAGAACUGCCCACCUUCUGACCUCAGCGGAGACCUGGCUGCCCUUACGGACGCCUGCAAGAAGCUCCACGCCGCCAUUGACAAGAUCGACGAGUCGAGAUACGACACCGAGAUCAAAGUGCAGAAAGCCGACAAAGAGAUUGAGGAUCUGAAGCUGAAGGUGAUUGAGCUGGCCGGUGUGAAGAAGCCUGCCCUGAAGAAAGUGCGCAUGUCUGCAGACGCCAUGCUGCAGGCUCUGCUGGGCUCCAAACACAAGGUGACCAUGGACCUGAGGGCCAACCUGAAGCAGGUCAAGAAGGAGGUGAAAGAGGAGCCUGCAGACGUUGGCGACUGGCGUAAAAACAUCGAGGACAAGGCCGACAGGAAGAAGAUGUUCGAGAGCUCCUAAAAGCCGCCUGGAUCGGCGGAGAUGGUGGAGGUCGGCGGGGGCGUUUAAGACUGAGGUCUGAGUGACUGAAGGUGUCUCUGGGUCUCGUCUGGACCCUCAGGGACAAAAGUUCAGACAGUUUCUUGAUGAUUUUUUGGCUGUUUUUUGUCACGCUGUCACCCCUGCGCGUCAGAGAGACUGAACCAAAACAAAGUGAAUUUAACUUCGUCUGCAGUUGAAACAUCUGGCAGAGAAACGUCAGUUCAAAAUGUACAGCUUUUCAUGGAAUCGUUAGCAAUAAAAGUUUUGAAAUAAGGA